UCUCCUGCUGCGUGGUCUGUUGAAUGAAAACACAGUAAUUUAUCCAUCUGUUCUCCUACUUAAGGGCCAUUGCUUAUUUUUGCACACUUGCCUCAACAUUGGUCUCAGAGGGUUUGGGGGUGGUUGUAUUGUCUUGCUUGGUUCCUCCGUGAAACUGUGAAUAGCUAUUUGUACCAUCCCCCUACACUGGUUAGAGAUGAGGAAACUAAGACUCAGAGAGGGUGAAUCACCUUCUCAAAGCCGCGCAGUUCCAGUGGGCCAGAGGUGGGCUGCGAACCUGGACGCUUGGCAAUUCCAGAGCCCAGAGGCCCUCCCAUGUCCCACAUGAGCCCUCGGCUACCCGUUGGCUUCCCCUCUUGGCUCUGUGCCUGGCCGCCUGCUCUCCCUCCCCCAGAACACCCUCCCCCUAACAGGCUUUUGGUCUCCCCUCCUCUGGCCACCCUCCCUCAUUCUCCUUCCAGAAAAGGGACCCAACCGGAAGGCCAGUUUGUGUUAGGAAAUUCCAGCCACGUGAGCCAACCCGAGCCAGGGAUUCUGAGCAGCCCGUGGCUUUAGAAGAAACUGAAACUUGGUUUGCUGGGGGCGGAGUGGUCACCGGGGAUUUAAAGAGCUGCCACUUCCUUGGGCCCCCAGAGGGCACUGGGAGGUCACAGUGGCAGAGGGACACCCGAACUGAGCCUCUGCCUACCCCCUGCCUAAGCCAUGCACCUCUGUGGGGGCAAUGGGCUACUGACCAGGACGGACCCCGAGGAGCAUCAGAGGCUGAAGAAGAAACAGAAGAACCGCGCAGCGGCCCAGCGCAGCCGGCAGAAGCACACGGACAAGGCGGACGCCCUGCACCAGCAUGAGACCCUGGAGAAGCAAAACCACGUGCUGCGGAAGGAGAUCCAGGCCCUGCAGGCUGAGCUGGCAUGGUGGAGCCGGACCCUGCACACACACGAGGGCAUGUGCCUCGUGGACUCUGCCACCUGCUUGGCUCCAGUGACCCCUGGCGGCUGGGGCCAGACGGAGCGGCCACCGUACCCCAUGUUCCAUGAACAACACGACUGCCAGGAGCCAUUGGGCCUGUUCCAGACCCCAGUCUCCUCUCCCUCGACUCACCGGCUCUCUCCAGAUCUGCAGCCUCACAGUUCGCCUGGCCUCCCCCUGUCCCCUCUGCCCUCUCUGUCCCUCGGCUCUACCAAAGUUACCGCACCUCCUGCCCAGCCGUCCCCCAGCCUUGUCCAGUCAGCCUCACCCCUUGGCUCCGGCCUUCCAAGGCCUUCCUCUGAGCUCGACACCCUACUGCCCAGCCCCCCAGCCCUAUGUGGCCCUCUACAACCCCUUGUGAUGGAGCACCCCACCAGCGGGAAGCUGGGGUCCUCCCCUGACAACCUCUCAGUGGCUCUGGGGCUGGCCUGCCUACAGGGUAAGGAGCACAAGCCUGUGGUGCUCUCAGCUGCACAUCAGCUCGGGCUGGGUGUGGAUCCCAGCCCCCACCCCCUCUUGGCUUUCCCCCUGCUCUCCUCUGCUCAAGUCCACUUCUAACGCAUCCCUGGGAGCUGAGCUAGCCCCUUCCUUGGGCUGAAGUAGCAGCCUUAGCACACAGGCAUCUCCUCGUCUUCCAUUGGAGGUUGCCUUUCUUGGCUGACCAGCUGGCCCACCAUUUCACCAGGAAAAGAACGUCAUCGCUGUUGCCCAGCGCUCCGCCGGGCCCUAUGACAGCCGUUAUCUUAUUUCAACUUCAUGGUCAUUCCGCGAAAAUCCAGAUGAUCACUCUACCUUUUUAGAUAAAGAGACAGAGGCCAGAGAAGCCAUGUGACAUGCCCAAGGUCACAAAGUCUUUUUUUGGGACCUGAAACACCACCAUCUGCUCUUCCUUCUCCUGGUGGGAUCCUGACCUGGGCACCCUAGGAGCUAAAGUCCUAGAAACUGGGGGCUGGUAUGAGAAGGUUUACGUGCUGGGAGCAGGGAGGAGCUUUUUCUUCUGGUUUUCGAUUCCGAGAGCCAUGGACAGUUCCUGAAACCCCGCCCUAGCUGGGGCUAGUCCAGAGUCCAAGCCUGGGUGAGGAGAGGCCAGGCAGGGGCCCAGAAGGCCUGGAAGUGGACUCUUUCUCCCCUAGCAGUGUUUUCAGUGUCAAGAAACUGAACCUGUAGUCUGGAGUUGCCUGGAGAAGCCUGGAACAGUCCCCCUCAAUCCCCCAGGGAUUUCUGCAGGAGGGGCACCCAUAGCCAUACCAAGACCUCUGGAAGAUUCUCCGAGGUCAGCUCUCCAGGCUAUUCCCCAAUAGCUCCCUGCCUCUCCCAGGCAGGAACUCAGCUGCAGUAUCGUUGGGAUGGGGUUAUGGGGAGGGGUUUUCACUCAGACUCAGGACAAGCUCUGUAACGGGCCUGAGAUGUAGAAACCCCAAAUCUUCCCCCAGAUUUUCACACACAUGUAAACAGACACUAUGCUGGUAUUUGACACACUCCAGGACACUGAGGACAAGUCUCGGCACACAUGUUAUGGUAAAUAAAUUAAAGUGUU
Messenger RNA from Lutra lutra (Eurasian river otter), 2506 nucleotides. RefSeq names its product basic leucine zipper ATF-like transcription factor 2 (gene BATF2). Gene Ontology annotation, biological process: regulation of transcription by RNA polymerase II. The coding region runs from base 703 to 1527 and encodes 274 amino acids. NCBI's taxonomy places the organism in Eukaryota, Metazoa, Chordata, Mammalia, Carnivora, Mustelidae. The record is from RefSeq and is a predicted model, not a curated record. Gene Ontology annotation, molecular function: RNA polymerase II cis-regulatory region sequence-specific DNA binding; DNA-binding transcription factor activity, RNA polymerase II-specific. Gene Ontology annotation, cellular component: nucleus. The transcript is spliced from 3 exons.